Exophiala oligosperma is the source of this 1818-nucleotide messenger RNA. RefSeq lists its product as uncharacterized. Lineage: Eukaryota; Fungi; Ascomycota; Eurotiomycetes; Chaetothyriales; Herpotrichiellaceae. The record is from RefSeq and is a predicted model, not a curated record. Gene Ontology annotation, molecular function: heme binding; iron ion binding; monooxygenase activity. The transcript has 4 exons. Bases 147 to 1673 code for a protein of 508 amino acids.
UUCACACUGAUCGCUUAUACACACCCCCGGUGCCGAGAGGGGGGAGAAUUGCACAUUUCACUCAGUCCCAGAGCAUUUGAUCGACCUUUUGCUUUGUUUCAGUAUCUCAGGCGUGCCGACCGACGGGGGGACAACCACGUUUCAAUAUGGGAGCCUUCUCAGUCAUCGCGUCGCCGAUCUCCAGUCUCCUCGGGGCCUACGUCCUCUACCUCGUGGGAUUGGUUAUCUAUCGCCUCUACUUUCACCCUCUCGCCAAGUUCCCCGGUCCCAAAUACGCCGCCAUCAGCAGGUGGCAUGAGUUCUACUAUGAGGUUGUCAAGCAGGGACAGUUCACCUUCAAGGUCCAAGAACUCCACAAGCAAUAUGGUCCCAUCGUCCGGAUCGUUCCCGACGAGAUACACAUCCAAGACUCGGAAUUCUACGACACCCUAUACACCAAAGCUGGGCGCGUGGACAAGUAUGACUGGAUGGCUGGUCGAUUCGGUUGUGAUACGUCUGUCUUCACCACCGGGCCCGACGAAGUCCAUCGAGUCCGCCGGGGUGCGCUGAAUCCAUUCUUCUCGCGGGCACGUAUCCUUGACCUGCAGGACAUCAUCAGACAGAAAUUGGACGUCUUGUUAGCUCGAAUCCGUGAAUUCCAAAAGGAUGGCAGAGUUUUGCGACUGAAUCGGGCUUUCAUGGCCUUCACCGGCGAUGUAGUGAUGGAAUACUGCUUCUCCCAUAGCUACGACCACGUCAAAGGCGAGAACUUCGACGAGACCAUGCACGAACCCUUUAUGGCUGCAAGCAUCAGUGGACAUCUCUCGUUGCAAAUGCCCUGGGUUCCGAAGAUUCUCAACAUGCUUCCAGAAUCAAUGCUGAUCAAAAUCGAGCCCCUGUACGCUCUUGUGUUCCGAAUGCAAGCAGACUUGCGUCGACAGAUCCUUGCUCUCAAAGCAGGCGAUCUGAAAAAUGCGGACAAGGGAUCGACACAUCCGACUGUCUUUCAGGAACUCAUCGCAGGUCCAAUGCCUGCCUCUGAACAGGAAACUCGCCGCCUUCAAGAUGAGGCACAACUUGUAGUGGCUGCCGGUGUCACCACCACGGGUUGGGCCCUCUCGACCGCGGCAUUCCACCUGAUCAACAAUCCACCUGUCCUGGCACAAUUGCGCAAGGAGCUCGAAGCCGCCAUCCCCGACCCCUCCUCCCCCUUGUCCUGGACCGAGCUCGAGAGAUUACCCUUUCUCACAGGUUGCGUCCGGGAGGCAGUACGCAUGUCAUACGCAGUUACGACACGGAAUCCGCGGCUUUUCUCCAGACCUAUGGUAUACAAGAAUUGGGAGAUUCCACCACGCACGCCUAUCUCAAUGACCAUCGUAGAUGUAUGCGACGAUGAGGCGAUCUUUCCAAACCCCAGAAAGUUCCAGCCAGAGCGAUGGAUGAAUGCACCCAAGACAAAGGACGGAAGCAGUCUUGAGAGGUAUUUCGUAGGAUUCGGCAAGGGGACACGAUCUUGCCUAGGAAUUAACCUGGCCCAUGCCGAACUUUACAUGGCCCUUGCUGGGGUCUUCCGCAAUUUCAACUUUGAACUUUACGAGACCGACUCCUCUGACGUUGAGCUGGCUCAUGAUUUCUUUCUGCCGAGUCCGAAGUUGGACAGCAAGGGAGUCAGAGUCAAAGUUUUGGAUGCUUAGGAUUGCAUUUUGAUGUUUUGGGAGAGUGAAAAGGACUCUGGCUCUGUGAUGAAUAUGCCAUAGCAGAGGUCGGGAUGAGAGACGUCCGGAUUACCCGUGAGGACGCGGACUUCGUUGUUGUAGCAUGGUAAUCUGUGUUGAUAGG